Molecule: messenger RNA, 2218 nt
Organism: Temnothorax curvispinosus
Lineage: Eukaryota; Metazoa; Arthropoda; Insecta; Hymenoptera; Formicidae
Product: zinc finger protein 845-like
Exons: 4
Source: RefSeq, a predicted model, not a curated record
CUCGAGUCUGACGCUGUAUAUAGUUGCACCAGUUGCGAAAUGAGCUUCAACUCCGUCCUGGAGCAUAUCAAGCAGUUCCACGAUGGCCAGGAGGUUUUGCUAGAGAUGGCGGAGCAGUUGAAUGAUCUGGCGACGACAAGUCCGGUAUCCGUGUUGUCCGAGGGCUCGGAAAAUGUGGCGAACGCACGACAGCGGCAGACGAUGAACACGUUGCGCACGGAGGAAUGUGUGGAUAGCGAGGGUAGGCUCUACACCAGAAAAGUCGUGCAAAUUGAGAAAUUCUGGGACCGUACUCCGAUUCAGGUGACAACGUCACAAUCAGCGAAGGCUCCGAUGAUCGAGAAGUUCUUUUCGAAUGUGGAAGGUGUUAAGGUACGAGAAAAACGCCUGGCGACCGCGUCGAUGCGAAUGUACAAAUGCAAUCAGUGCCUGCAGCAGUUCUCCAAGUUGGGAAAUUUUCGCGUGCACGCCUGUCUCCGUGGCAAUAAUCGUUGCGAGCAAUGCGAUCAGAGCUUCGCGACCCCUAGAGCCUUGCAACUUCACGCGAAGGUGCACGACGGCGAAGCCGAUCCGAACCGGAAGACGUUCCUUUGUACUACGUGCGGUACCGAAUUCUGCUCCCACAAAAGCUUACGACUGCAUUCGAGGAUGCACGCGCCAGUGAGAGCCAGACAUGUCGAUGCACCCGAGGGCACCCCUAACGCGACUUUCACGUGCCCCGAAUGCGGUAAAACGCUAUCCGAAUCGUACAAAGACGCGCACAUGACGCUUCACACGGGCGACUCAGUGACGUGCACCGUGUGCAACCGAAAGUUUGAUUCCGCGGAUAGCCUGACGAUGCACGCGGCGGUGCACGUCGAACUGGCACCUCCGCAGUCGCCUAUUAUGCAGACUUUGAUUUCGACGUCUUCCGAGGCAACGACGACACCAGCAACGAUAACGCCGGCUUCGACGGUAACGUCAACAACGACGGUGACGACGGCGACAACGACAGUGACAACAAUGGAUCCAGGGGACAGCCAGAAACCCUAUCAGUGCCAGCAUUGUGGACGCAGGUUUACCAGACCGCACGAGAAAGUCAAGCAUGAACGAAUUCACACCGGGGAGAAGCCGCAUGCCUGUGAGGUUUGCGGCAAGACCUUUCGCGUGUCCUACUGCCUGACCCUUCACAUGCGCACGCACACGGGCGUACGGCCUUACGGCUGUCAGCAUUGUGGCAAACGCUUCAAGGCGUCCUCCGUCUACAAUCAUCACUUGCUGACGCACGGCGAUGAGCGCGCCUACACGUGUCCGUACUGCCCGAAGACGUUCAAGACACGGGUGCAGCUGGCCGGUCACAAGAACAGCCACACGAAGCCGUUUCGUUGCACUGAGUGCUCACGGCCAUUCGCGUCGCUCUACGCUGUUCGCGCGCACAUCCAGACCCACAAGAAGGACAAUAAUCUCAAGUUCAGCUGCUACGUGUGCGGCGCGUCGUAUGGCCGGGCGUUCGCUCUCAAGGACCACCUGAAGCAGCACGGUCAGGACGUGUUGGCGCUACCGGAGCCAGCGCGGGAGGAAGAGGUACACGAAAACUUUCUCCUCGGCGAGGAGGAAGCUGAGGAAGACGAGUUCGUGGCUCCGCCACCUCCACCACCGCCGCCGCCGUCUCCACCACCGCGCUUCUCCGGCGUGGACGACACCAACUGAGGUCAAUUGUUGCAAUUCGAUUCUAGUCAUAGAAUCGUAGCGCGUCCCGCAAGCUUGCCGAAAGCUUGUCGUAAGCCUACGGAGCGUUCGUGAAGACUGGAGUAUUGUUACAAGUUCCGCGAGUUGUUGCGUGAAUCGAAUAGAGCGGAUUUUUUUACCAAACCCAGUCGCCAUCGAUUGGGACCUAGUUGUAUGUAAGCGUUGUUGACUCGUUAACAAAGUUUAUUGUCUGUUCGUAUUUCCCGUACUGUGUUCGCCGUUUUUCCAUCAUGAAUUCGUGAGCCUGAUCGAAAGAUUCACUGCUGGGAGCAACUAAUCCGCGAAUACAAGUGUUGCAUUACCUCAAUCGAUUCGAACUGGACAUAAUUACGCAACGAAGAAUUGGCCGGGUGCUUAAUUGGUCUUCUUUAAGAAAAAAAAGAAGCAGAAUUUGAAUAUAUCGUGAUGAAUUUUUUUGACAGGCUAAUAGACAGCGUACAUUAUAUAAAUUGUAAAUGUAUUGACCAAUUAUUAUUGAAUUACACACAAG